AUGCGUCUGAUGCAAAUGGCCCUUGUCUGCUUGAGAGAUGGGUCAGAGCGCUCGUGGAAAGCUGAAAAUUUGGCGCCCACAAAGCCACGGAGAAAUUACAAGACGACGCUGACGGUGGCGACGGGGGACGGUGGCGUCGGUCAGAGCCACGGAGCUCCGAAGUACGAGCAGAGAACCUCUGUGAGUGCGGCCGCUCGAAAGGAGCGGUCCGAGGCCGGCACUCGGGGGCCACUCGACAGAAAGCGACCUGUGGUGGUGAGAACCACGGUCAGAGGAGGGCCCACAGUCCCUCGCCUGAGGAGUCUGAGGGCCCAGGGAGAGUGCGAGGAAGGAGAUGAAUGGGAAGAAGAAGAGCACAGGUCCAGUUGGAGAUUCUUCAAGAGUCGGCCGGCUGCGAGCGGAGGCCAAAAGGCCGAUCGAGGGGGCAGGAGCCACAGCAAGGGUCUGCUCGUGGCGGCAAAGCUCGGAGUGAAGUCGCAUGAGCAGGGUACGGGCAGUCAAACAAAAUGCUGCUCGGUUGCCUGCGCCCAUGGGCCAGGUUUGCGUGCGCGUUGUGUGGGCCCCAUCCUGAAGUGCCGCUCUCUCCGGGUCGUCUUCCGCAGCCGGGAAGUUCCGCGCGUCGGGGAGCUGCAGCGCGUCGGGGAGCUGCACACCCUGGGCUCCGGCGUCGGAGAAUAUUUCCCAUCGCGUGUGGCUCCGGACGACGCGGGGCUCGACCUGCGCGGCGGUGGCAGCGGCGGCGCCGGCGGCGGUGGCGGCGUCUCGUCGAGCGAGCGGAGCCAGCUCGUGGGCCUCGACCUCUCCAAGAAGAGUCCAAUUCGCGACUCACGCGCGUCCUGCGGCGGUGGCGGCGGUGCGGAGCACGCGGACCGACUGCACUCGCCGACGCCCGCCCCCUCCGGUGCCGACGGCUACGAGGGCCGCGGCUCGGGACUAGGCGAGGCGGAGGCCUGCCUGGGCCUCAUCCGACGGACGGCGCCGUCCCCGCUCGGCGGUGGCGGUGGCGGUGGCGGCGGCGGCGGCGGCGGCGGUGGCGGCAACGGAGGCGGCGGAAGUAAGCUGCCCGUCUCCAGCGGCGCCGCAGACGGCCUGCCGCUGCCUCUCAACACGAGCUGGCUCAAGCAGGAGCCGGCCGAGCGGCCGUGCGACCGGAAGGAUCAGGACCUGCACCACGGGCCAUCAGCUCAGGGCGACCACAAGACCCCUCCGAACUCUUGGGCCGGGGCGUCCGGCGAUGACGACGAGGUGCCCGUGCCGCCGAGCAACGGCGUCGUCGUCUAUUCGGGAAGCUCAAAGUCCGACGGCGGUGGAGGCGGCGGCGGCGGCGGCGGCGGCGGCACGGGGCUCUACCAGACGACACGCUCGCUCCUCGGUGUCGCCGCCAUGGAGGAGGACGACGACGACGAUAACCGCAGCCUGAACGACGAGAGCGGGAUGAGCGACACGGGCAGCGGCGGCUCGGAGCCCGGGCUCGAGCGCUACGCCCACUGCAACCACCACCACCGGCACGCGGCCGCCUACGGCGAGCCCGACGCCUUCGGCGGCGACAACCUCUACGUGUGCAUCCCCUGCGGCAAGGGCUUCCCCAGCUCGGAGCAGCUGAACGCCCACGUCGACACGCACACCGAGGAGGAGCUCUACCAGCGCGAGGCCGGCGGCGGAGGAGGCGGCGGCGGCUGCGGCGACGACGACGACGACGGCAGCAGCGGCUGCGCGGGAGGCGGCAGGGGCGGCGGCGGGGGCGGCCCUCCCUCGGCGUGCGGGGGAGGCGGCGGCGGGGGGCCCGGCGGUCUCGACGCGGGCUGCGCCGACGACUCGGCAGAGGCGCGGCCGUACCGCUGCAUGGCGUGCGACCGCGCCUACAAGGACGCGGCGACACUGCGGCAGCACGAGAAGACGCACUGGCUCACGCGGCCGUACCCCUGCGCCAUCUGUGGCAAGAAGUUCACGCAGCGCGGCACCAUGACGCGCCACAUGCGCAGCCACCUGGGCCUCAAGCCAUUCGCGUGCGAGGAGUGCGGCAUGCGCUUCACGCGCCAGUACCGCCUCACGGAGCACAUGCGCAUCCACUCGGGCGAGAAGCCCUACGAGUGUCAGCUCUGCGGUGGGAAGUUCGCGCAGCAGCGCAACCUCAUCAGCCACAUGAAGAUGCACAGCGCCGGGCAGGCCAUGUGA
Molecule: messenger RNA, 2175 nt
Organism: Petromyzon marinus (sea lamprey)
Lineage: Eukaryota; Metazoa; Chordata; Hyperoartia; Petromyzontiformes; Petromyzontidae
Source: RefSeq, a predicted model, not a curated record